Messenger RNA from Notolabrus celidotus (New Zealand spotty), 2880 nucleotides. RefSeq names its product interleukin-21 receptor. The transcript has 9 exons. Gene Ontology annotation, molecular function: cytokine receptor activity; protein binding. Lineage: Eukaryota; Metazoa; Chordata; Actinopteri; Labriformes; Labridae. The record is from RefSeq and is a predicted model, not a curated record. Bases 120 to 1559 code for a protein of 479 amino acids. Gene Ontology annotation, biological process: cytokine-mediated signaling pathway; immunoglobulin mediated immune response. Gene Ontology annotation, cellular component: external side of plasma membrane.
GCAACGAGAUAAACGAGAUGAGGGCCGACGGGCGUCUGUUUAGUUUUCUUUGAUUUCCUGUCUUCAUUAAACACUCGCAGAGGAGGAUGACUUAAUUCAGAUGUCCCGGGGAUGAGGUGAUGUCUGGACCGUGUGAGAUGAUGGUUUGGUGCUCUCCACCAAGGCUGAAGCUGAUGCUGCCGAUGGUGUUGCUGGUGGUUUUCACCAACACUGUCUCUCUGCAUGGAAAUACUGUCACAGCUGUGAACCACAAUCUUCAGUGUGUGAGCGACUAUGAAUCCCUCAUCAACUGCUCCCUGAACAUCGCGCCAUCUCCGAACAGCUCAGAGAGCAACAGCUCCUACUGGCUCACCGUCAUGGAAACAGAUGAAAAAGAAAGAUGUGUGUGUAUGCUGGUAAAGAACGGUGCAGAUUACUUCUGUUCAGUUCAAAUAUCCAAUCCCAUGACUGAUAGUGACUUUGAAUCAAACGAAUUCCUGGAACAAGAUAUCUUUGAAAUCUCACUCUGUCACGACCAAAAUGAUGGGGUCGAAAACUGUGAUCUGCUGACAGCAAAAUUCAUUCCUUUCAAAAACAUUAAACCAAACCCACCGUGCUGCCUUACAUUGAGUCACCAGUCCGGUCAGCACCUCUUCACCUGGGAGAGCACUUAUGAGAAAUACAGUCUGAUCACCACCAUGGCUGAAGAACUGAUGUUUCAGCUCCACUUCUACAAAAGAGGAGACGAAUUCAGUAUCAUAUCACACAGGAUUAUCAACACAGACAUAACAAAUUAUUCUGUGGCUGAUGAUAAGUUUCUGUCCGACACUGAAUACUGUGCCAGAGUGCGCUCCAGUCCUAACCAGGAGUAUUUUGAGGGCCAGUGGAGCAGCUGGUCUUCUGAGAUUUACUGGAGGACUAAACCAGAUGUAAAUGUAAACACAUUUAUGUCUGGGCUGGGUAAGAAGGUGUUUAUCACCUUAAGUGUGAUGGUGCUGCUUGCCUUACUUCUCUGCUAUGGUCAAGUUAAAAAGUGGAGACAAAGUUCCUUCAUCCCAACUCCAGCCCCUUAUUUUCACACCCUAUACAGUGACUGCCACGGAGAUUUCAAGAGCUGGGUGGUUACACAAGAAAACACGUCAGACAUGCUGGAAGUAAAGGAAACACUCCAAAUAGACACACUAACCAAGUGUGCAGUAGUCCAGGAGGAGAAGGUGGAGGAGGAGGAGGAAAGGAGUCAGCCUCCAUGUCAGCAACAUUUCAUUGAGGGCAGCACGUACAGCAACAUCAUCAACCCAGGGUGUGAUACCUCUCUGCUGGGUGUCCCUUAUGCUGUGAGCACCAUGUCUCCUCUGUCAGAUCCAGGGGGUUCGCGCAAGAGUCUGACCUUCAGCUCACCACCUGGUAGUCCUACAGAGGGAGACUCAGGGUGCUGGCUCAGCAGCCACACAUCCCUCGAGAGGGACCCUCACUGGUACUGCAACGAAUAUUGCACCCUGACCGCCUUCCAACUGAUCAGCCCAGUCACAGCAAUGAAAUCCUGCACCAACAGGGAGGAGCAGAGUGGGUGCCAGUACUGAGGGAUAAAGUGCUGUGUAUGCAUGUGGUAAUGAGUAGGGGUGUAUCAGUAUGAAUGAAUUGAAUAAAUCAGUGAUUCAUUCAUUAAUGUCAACUUUAAGAUAAGUCUACAGAGCCCUGCACACCUCCAAUGACUUUGUCUCAUUAUGUUAUAGCCUGUAAUUCAAAAAGACUUAUUUGGACUUUUAUAUGUUAUAACAGUAGUUAUAUUCAAAGACGCCCUACAGGAGCCAACCAUGGGCAAACAGUGACAAGAGAAGAAGCCUUCUUUUUAACAGGCAGAAACCUCGAGCAGAUCCAGACUCGUGGUGAAAAGCCAUCUGCCUCGACUGGAUAGGCUGAGAAAGUAGGAUAGAGGGAGAUGCAGUUAGAGAGGGAUGGAUGUAGCAAAACAAAAACAGAUUUUACAGAUGGUUACACUGCCAAUAAAAGUGGAAAUGAUAAUAAAGGUAUGAUUAAUAACUGUAACUGUUGAGGUUAGCAGGCUUAAUAUUGUAUUAGCAUUAACAACUAUACUAAUAUACUGUUACUGAUAUCAGUAGUUGUAAAGGAGCCCUGUGAUAGGUUGGCGUCCUGUCCAGGAUGUACCCUGCAUUCCGUCCGAAGCCAGCUGGGAUAGGCUCCAGCCCCCCGUGACCCCUAACGGGAUAAGCGGUCAAGAUAAUGGAUGGAUGGGUGAUAUCAUUAGUUGCAAAGGUUGAAAUAAUGAUCUACAGAGACCUAAUAAAAAAAAAACUCUCAGGGAAGAGGGAACAUCAACCUAUUCAUAUUUUGACUGCUUUGUGUUGGUCCAUAAGUUGGUGUCCAAAAUCUUUUUUUCUUUUUUGCAGGAGUAACAUGACAACAUAUGGAAAAGUUUAAAACGAGUGAAUAACUGUAAUCCAUAUUCAAUAUGACUAUGAUAUAAUCUCCUGUGUUGAAGGCCCCUGAAUUUAACAAAUCAAAUUGUAUUUGGCAGAUUGUCACCAAAGUAUCUAUCUAUCUGUAUCUUUAUAUAUUCAAAAUGAACAUGACUUCAGAAUUUAGCCUUUUACACAGUACAGGAAUGCUGUUAUAUGAGUAUGUACUACUGUAUUAUAAAUGAAUUCAUAUAAUGCAUGUUGUAGCCAAUUUCCAUUCCUUCACUUUUGUUUGUCAUGAGUACAUACUGCACUGUAAAUAAUACAAAAAAUAAGUUUUAUAGCUGCAUUUUUGGCUUCCUACUUUAGUAAUCUUUAUUGUAUAGAUUCUGAUUGACAAUUAUAUCCUGUUAGGUUGAGCAAAUAUAGCCAUCCACUAUGCUUUUUGGCUGUACCAUUUUGGUAUUAAAAAUAUAUAUAUAUA